AUGAUUGCUCAAUUGUCUGGGACUUCUCGGGGAGCUGCCCUCGUUGGCGUUGGUUCUGGUUGCAACCGGUUUUUCCAUCAUUCUGUCUGUAGUAAAUCUUCAAUAUCAUCAACAGACACUUCAAGGACAAAGACAAUAACAACAACAACGACACCGACUAAAGAUUUGGAGUUUCCCCAGUUCGAUACCAUAGGAAACCCAUCUACUUUAAUGUUAAUCCAGUCUCCGCCUUCUAUUCCAGUCCAUUUCCGUAAGGACUCGCUUGUAUCACUCUACUUCCCUGACCAGAGCUUUGGCACCUCAUCGCCGCUCAGCGAUCUUAUCACCAGUGAAUUGAACUAUUCUAGCAUAAUCAAUAGUAUUUUUAGUCUUUCGAGGCCAAUUAGCUACCAAAAAAUGAUUUCUACCGUGCCGUUCAAUGCAGUGAUCAAUGGUAAUGGGCACGAUUCAACUUUCAAAACUUUUUACAAUUUAGAACUAGACGGUACUAGCGAUUGGGCAAUUCUCCCUCACGGGGCAAUUCAAGCAUACACCGGUUCGAAUCUCAUCAUUAAAAAUAAAUUCCAGCCGGCCAAAGUUUCCAGAAAGCUUUGGAAGAUUUUACAAAAAAACAAGAACAACACUGGCAGUACAGGGUUGAGCAAGUAUCAACUUUAUAACUUUAUUUCGGGAAGAGGUAGUGUUGGCUUGGUUGGCAAUGGUGAAAUCAUUGAACUUGAUUUACAAUAUGGGGAAUCAGUGGUGAUUAACAAGGACCAUUUAUUGGGGUUACAGAUUGAUGGAAUCAAUGAUUUGAAUAAUUUGGUAUAUCAAGAACCAUUGUUGAAUAAUAUGGGUACCACUGUCCCACAACUAACUGCAGGUGCUAGGGUCUCCAGUUGGGGAAAAUUGAAAGGGUUGUUUUCUGCAUUGAAGCCUGUACCGGCCGAUUCUAAAUCGGUUGUAGAGGUUAAUAUAACAAAGAAUCGCCAAGUGGACCAAUUUUUGACGAGUAUAAAGAAGUUAUCCCUCAUCAGCUGGAAUAUUAUUAGUAAGUCAUUCAGUGGUAUGGCGAAGUUUGGUGCAAACCUUAUGACAUCUGACGUCAAAUAUAUUACGGUGAUGGGGCCAACGAAAAUCUUGCUUCAAUCGAGUGCGAAGUCUGUUAGAUUGGCGUCUUCAAGCUCGAAAUUUUCAGCCUCAGGAUUGGCUGGUACAUUUUCGAGGUCUCUUCAUAACACAAGCCCAGAUACUACUGGUGGUAAAGCUGAAGAUGCCGAGCUCUUGCCGGUGAAGAAAGAAGAUAUGUUGAGUUAUGUUAGUAUUCUGAAUGGGAAAGCGGUAUUUGAAAGCACUGAAAGCUUCCAGGAAACUGUUAAUAGUAUUGAGGCAAAGAAUCCUAAUCUCAAAAAGUGA
Saccharomycopsis crataegensis is the source of this 1395-nucleotide messenger RNA. RefSeq names its product Aim24p (gene AIM24). Gene Ontology annotation, cellular component: mitochondrial inner membrane. Bases 1 to 1395 code for a protein of 464 amino acids. NCBI's taxonomy places the organism in Eukaryota, Fungi, Ascomycota, Saccharomycetes, Ascoideales, Saccharomycopsidaceae. Gene Ontology annotation, biological process: inner mitochondrial membrane organization. The transcript has a single exon. The record is from RefSeq and is a predicted model, not a curated record.